This is a messenger RNA of Portunus trituberculatus (swimming crab), 2707 nucleotides long. Its product is annotated as probable ATP-dependent RNA helicase DDX23. Gene Ontology annotation, biological process: mRNA splicing, via spliceosome. Lineage: Eukaryota; Metazoa; Arthropoda; Malacostraca; Decapoda; Portunidae. Gene Ontology annotation, molecular function: RNA helicase activity; RNA binding; ATP binding. Gene Ontology annotation, cellular component: catalytic step 2 spliceosome. The record is from RefSeq and is a predicted model, not a curated record.
GACAAAUGAAGAUCGACCAACAACAAACGUUCGCCGCGGUAACACACUGAAGGAGGAGCAACAUUGUACUGAAUUCGCACCUUCCCCUCCAUUUCCCUCAACAUAACCAAGCGAUUUAGCCAUAGAGGAUACAGAACACUUGAUACUGAAGAGGAAGGAAAGCUGUAGUGUUGAAAUAAGGCAGUGUGUUGGGUUGACAUGAGAGAGCCGCAGCUGAGCCAGGAGUGAACCAAGGUCCCCAAACAUGGACGAGGACACAGGGCUGCGGUCACACAGGCGGGACCGCAAGGAGAGGAAGGAGAAGGAACGCCGGGAGCGUGAUCGCGACCGAGGGGACCGUGACCGAGACCGGGAUCGUGGCGACCGGGACCACCACAGGGACAGGGAGAAAGACCGUGACAGGGAGAGGAAUAGAGACCGAGACAAAGGGAGGGACAGAGACAGAGACAGAGACAGGGAGAGGUCGGACAAGAGGAAGAGAUCACCAGAGAGCAAACUGAAGGAUGAGAGCCAGAAGACCGAGGAGGAAGAAGACCCAAAGGAGAGGAAGGUGAAGAAGGAGCCACUGUCCCUGGAGGAGAUGGUGGCCAGGAAGAGGGCCGAGGAGGAGGCUCUGAGUCGCCCCAAGUUCUUGUCUAAGGAGGAGAGGGCGGCUGAGGCUCUCAAACGCCGCCAGGAACAGGUAGAGGAGGUGAGGAAGAGGCAGGAGGAGGAACGCAAGGCCCGGGACAGCAUGUACCAGGAUGGGCGGCGGGAGCUGGAGCAGGCACUGCGGCAGGAGGAUCCUCGGGAGCGUGACCGCCAUCGCCGUGACCGUGAGCCACGUGAGAACAAGGAAGACAUGGAGCUGGAGCGCAAGAAGCAACUGGAGCGUGACGCUGUGAACGAGCGGUACCUGGGCAUCGUCAAGAAGAAGAAGAAGGUGCGGCGGCUCAAUGACCGCAAGUUUGUGUUUGACUGGGACGCCGGCGAGGACACCUCAGUGGACUACAAUGAGCUGUACAUCAACAAGCACCUGGUCCACUUCUUUGGGCGGGGACACUUUGGCGGAUUGGACCUCAAGGAGCAGAAGAAGGUACAGUCCAAGUUCUACGGGAACUACAUUGAGCACCGGCGCACGCAGGCCGACAAGGACCAGGAGGUGAUUCGCCUCAAGAAGGAACAGAAGAAGGAGGACAAGAAGAAGUGGGAUGACCGCCACUGGAGUGAGAAGGAGUUGGAGCAAAUGACAGAGCGCGACUGGAGGAUCUUCCGGGAGGACUACAACAUUGCCAUCAAGGGUGGCCGCAUCCCCAACCCCAUCCGCAAGUGGGCCGAGUCCAACAUCAAGAAGGACAUCCUGGACAUCAUCUCCAGUGGGUACCUGGAGCCCACGCCCAUCCAGCGGCAGGCCAUCCCCAUCGGUCUGCAGAACAGGGACAUCAUUGGUGUGGCAGAGACCGGCUCUGGCAAGACGCUGGCCUUCCUCAUUCCACUGCUGGAGUGGAUUCAAUCACUGCCCAAGAUUGCCCGUCUGGAGGAUGCAGACCAAGGGCCGUAUGCGCUGGUCAUGGCCCCUACACGUGAGCUGGCCCAGCAGAUUGAGGAGGAGACGUCCAAGUUUGGAGGCCCACUAGGUAUCCGCACGGUGGCGGUGAUUGGUGGGCUGUCUCGAGAGGAGCAGGGCAUGAAGCUGCGCAUGGGGUGCGAGAUUGUCAUCGCCACGCCGGGCCGCCUGGUGGAUGUGCUGGAGAACCGGUACCUGGUGCUGAACCAGUGCACCUAUGUGGUGUUUGACGAGGCUGACAAAAUGAUAGACAUGGGCUUUGAGCCGGAUGUGCAGAAGAUCCUCAAGUUCAUGCCGGUCACCAACGAGAAGCCCGACAAUGACGAUGCCGAGGAUGAGGACAAGCUGUUGCAGAACUUCCUGUCCAAGCACAAAUUCAGGCAGACAGUGAUGUUCACAGCCACCAUGCCGCCCGCCGUGGAGCGCAUGGCCCGCCAGUACCUGCGCCGCCCUGCCUACGUGUACAUUGGGUCGGUGGGCAAGCCGGUGGAGCGCGUGGAGCAAGUGGUGUACAUGGUGACAGAGCAGGAGAAGCGCAAGAAGCUGCUGGACAUCCUCAAGCGUGGCAUCACUCCACCCGUCCUCAUCUUUGUCAAUCAGAAAGGUGCGGAUGUCCUGGCCCGCGGCCUGGAGAAGCUGGGUCACAAUGCCACCACACUGCACGGUGGCAAGGGCCAGGAGCACGAGCAUGCCCUUGCCAACCUCAAGUCUGGCGCCAAGGACAUCCUGGUGGCGACGGACGUGGCUGGUCGUGGCAUAGACAUCAAGGACGUGUCGCUGGUCAUCAACUACGACAUGGCUAAGAACAUUGAGGACUACACCCACAGGAUCGGCCGCGGACGAGCCGGCAAGCACGGCAAGGCCAUCUCCUUCCUCACCAAGGAGGACUCGCACCUUUUCUACGACCUCAAGCUGCUGAUCCAGUCCUCCCCUGUGUCGUCCUGCCCUCCAGAGCUGGCCAACCACCAGGAGGCACAGCACAAGCCAGGCACUGUCAUGACAAAGAAGCGACGGGAGGAGAAGAUCUUUGCCUAGGUGGUACUUUUGUAUGUAGCUCCAGGAACCAACACUGCAACCUUUCUGUUCACUGGUCCUCUUCAUUUAUAGUGCUGGAUUCUUUAGUAACUCAUCUGAUUCCCUUUGCAAUGAAAUGGAUUCCUA